Messenger RNA from Arachis stenosperma, 1590 nucleotides. RefSeq lists its product as uncharacterized. The transcript is spliced from 3 exons. The record is from RefSeq and is a predicted model, not a curated record. Lineage: Eukaryota; Viridiplantae; Streptophyta; Magnoliopsida; Fabales; Fabaceae. The coding region runs from base 596 to 1315 and encodes 239 amino acids.
CAGCCGCAAUUUUUUUAAUUUACAUGGCAAAUUAGACAUGUUCAUUCAGUAUGUCAGUAAAAGAUUAACUAGGCUUCGUGACCAAGGCUUAGCAAUCAAAGAAUUUAACUAAGUUGGUGUUGAGAGAGGGGAUUAGACUUGACCCUGCAUUCUUAAACCAUUCGCUCAAGUUUUUCUCAAUGAGAACAUUGUCUUUGAGUCAUGUACUUCUUGAAGAUGAAAGGGUUAUCGAGCAUUUCAUUUCACAUUGUCCUUUGAUUGAGCAUUUAACUCUUCAUUUUUGUUAUGUAUAUAACCCUUCACGUGGAGGAUACACACUAUUCUAGGAUUAUGACCUAUUGAGUGAAAUAUUUAAGCUUGCAACUUGCAAGGUCUACAAAAGCUGAAGGGCGCUGAUAUCCGAGGAAUACAAGAGGUAUAUAUUGAUGCUCCGAAUCUUGAGAACUUAUAUUAUCGUGCUCUUGAUAUGGAUACACCUUUUAAGAUGAAUUUGGAUAGUUGUACAAAUUUGAGAUGGUUGAACUUGCAGAAUUUGAGGAGCCCAAACAAGUGAUUCCUUGAACAGUUUUAUUGGAUUCCUUUCCUUGAGAGUUUGAUGUUGCAUAAUUGCUCUAUGUUUGAGCAUGAAAGGAUUAAUAUUCCAAGUCCUGAACUGAAGUUCUUCAGUUUAUCACAUUGCUCUAACUUGAAGGAGGUCAACAUUGAUGCUCCAAAUUUAUUAUCCUGCGAGUAUGACGGGAAAGGCAACCCUGUCAUAUCUUUUCUGAGAAUUUCUAAUCAACUUGAACUCAAUGCUCAUUACGGUGUGAUUAUGAAUCAUCGUCAUGUUUAUAGCUUGAGGGAAUUUGUCCAAAACAUUAAACCCCAAAAGGUUUUGGCAUCUCUUUCCCUUUUUAUCCACGAGCCAUAUUCGAUUAGAGAAAUCCUGGGUGUGGGUGUAUUGCAAGUUUCAUCACCUCCUCCAUGUAUUAAACAUGUUCAAUUAUGUUUUCCUAUGAAUAUGGAAGCUCGCUAUUUUCCCCUUAUGAAUUGGUUGCUUUCAAGUUGCUUCCCGAAAACUAUUUCAUUCUGCUUGCAAUCUAAUUUUAACAUGAAGGCAUUCAUUGUGUUUUUCUAUGAGAUGCUGAUGGAUAGAAAGAAGUGCGGGUGCUAUCUCCGUUCAAGGAGCAAACAGUGUUGUUGGCAUGGGUUGAAGGUUGUGAAGGUCACACAUUUAGAAAGGACUUAUGAAAAUGUUGAAGAUCUUAAAGCCAUGUUAGAUGCAUUGCCAGAAUCCCCUGUUGAGGAAUUAAUCACUUUUGGCUUAGAGUUGUAAUCUUGCCAGACAUGCAUUCCCCAUUUGAGUUUCUUAGAUGUGUGUGCGUAUGCAUUCAUCUUAGUGCUUAUGUAUAUACUAAGUUAAAUCUUUUUGCUUAACAUAAUCUACUAGUGACACAGUAUAUUUGGAUAUCAUUUAUUAGAAUUUUCUAGAUUCUGCCAUCAAUUGAAUUCUGGAAUUUCAAUUUAAGCGGAAUAAUGUGGUUGUUCUAGGUGAAAGUGCAAAAUGAAUGAUACAAGCAAUGGUAUUGUGACCCAUUAUAUGAUGUGAUA